This is a messenger RNA of Phascolarctos cinereus (koala), 783 nucleotides long. It is a transcript of the gene EMC9, whose product is annotated as ER membrane protein complex subunit 9. Lineage: Eukaryota; Metazoa; Chordata; Mammalia; Diprotodontia; Phascolarctidae. Gene Ontology annotation, cellular component: EMC complex. The record is from RefSeq and is a predicted model, not a curated record.
GCGGGGCAAGGGAGGAAGGGAAGGGGCAGGCGGGCAGGCACAGGCCGGGCUGGCUCCUGGUCCCCCAGACUCCCUUUCGAGCCUAGCCAUACCCCGCGGACAAUGGGAGAGGUGGAGAUCUCGGCCCGCGCCUACGUGAAGAUGUGCCUCCACGCUGCCCGCUACCCGCACGCAGCUGUCAACGGGCUGCUGCUGGCUCAGGCGCCCCAGGCGGGGGGCUGCUUGUGCCUCAGUGACUGUGUGCCUCUCUUCCACAGCCACCUGGCCCUUUCGGUCAUGCUGGAGGUCGCCCUUAACCAGGUAGAUGUGUGGGGUGCCCAGGGCAGUUUGGUGGUAGCUGGGUACUACCAUGCCAAUGCAUCGAUGAAUGACCAGAGUCCUGGUCCCCUUGCCCUGAAAAUUGCUGGACGAAUUGCUGAAUUUUUCCCUGGUGCAGUACUCAUCAUGCUGGAUAAUUGGAAACUGGUGCCUCAGCCUCGAGUACCACCUAUCAUUGUCUUGGAGACUCGUGAUCGACGCUGGGUCCCCAAAGACAAGAACUUGGUGAUGUGGCGGGACUGGGAAGAGUCAAGGCAUCUCCUUCGAGCACUACUUGAAGGCCGGGCCCACCAGCUUCUUGUUGACUUUGAUGCCCACCUUGAUGACAUCCGCCGUGACUGGACCAAUCAACAGCUCAAUACUGAAAUUUCCCAAUGGGUUGCUGCUGCCAAUGGGAGUGCCUGAGCUAGGCCAUAGUGGUUAGAACCACAAAUAAAAAGAUGAGGAGUGGUGUGACAAAAUUUA